AUGCUCAACCCCAGCCCCAACCCCUCUCCCUCCCAGCUGCGCCCCUUACGCAUUAUAUUAUUCUCCCUGUGGCUCACAACAACCAUACACUACGCCCACAACUACCUGCGCGCGGAAGACUACCCGCCAGUCCCCGGGAUCUACACAUCCGCGCGGGCAUAUCGCAUCGGCAUCACCAUUUCUUAUCCCUUUCACACCUUCUGUGGCAUCCGCGGCUACCAUCUGUAUAAGUCCGGAAACCUACAGACGUCACUUAUCUACCUCGCAAGUUACGCGUCGCUAGGGAUCCGCACACCGGCCCAUUUCUUUGGGGGCGUCCCCCAGAUCCCAUGGUUCUGGUUCCUCACCAUUUUUACCGACUUCUUUGCUGGGCUGGCGUUGGCAUUCUUUUGUUACAAGACAUAUGUCUCGACCACAAGGUUCUGA
Molecule: messenger RNA, 426 nt
Organism: Aspergillus aculeatinus CBS 121060
Lineage: Eukaryota; Fungi; Ascomycota; Eurotiomycetes; Eurotiales; Aspergillaceae
Exons: 1
Coding region: 1-426 (141 amino acids)
Source: RefSeq, a predicted model, not a curated record